GCUGUGCUACUUGAAUUAAAAACUAUUCGAGGUCAUGAAACAUUAACGGAAAAUUCCAAGUUAUUAUUUAAAACACAAGUUAAAUAAAUGUCUACAAAACAAUUCACGAGAAACUUCAAUUUGGCAAUCUACACAAGUUUUCUCUUAUUGUUAAAUGGGGAUUGAUCAUAUAUUUAAUAGGUAUCAGAAGACAAUAGCAGCAUACGAUAAACAGGCAUGGGAGACCCAAAUAGAACAAAAAGAACAACUAAUAUUCGGUUUAAAUCAUAUUCACACGAGAAGUACAAAGCCAAAUAAUGAUCUUAUUGACCUAGAUUUGGUUAGGGGUUCUUCCUUUACCAAGGCUAAGCCGCAACAUGGUUUCCUGACUAUUGCUAAACUGGCAACGCUAAGAUUUAUGCUGUUGCCAAUUUACGGCCGAUGGUGGAUCCAGGAGACGUCGAUAAACUUUUUUUUACUACUUUUAGUUUUAUAUUUAACACAAUGGAUUAGUUUUAUUGUGUUUAGUUUGUAUAACUAUUACACUGACGCACAGAAUAUUUCUUGCAUGGAACUAUUUGUACCUUUUAUGAUGAUGUGGAUUUUAAUUUUGAUCCACUCGCAAAUCGUCGCAACAAACUACAAUAUUGAUCCCAAUGUUAAUAAGCCUUGGCAAUAUCUACAAAAAAGAACUUUAUUUAGAAGACACAAACAAAGAAAUAGACCUCAAUUGAAAUUAAAUGUAAAAUUACCUCAUGAUGAUGACGGCUUUGAAAGCCUCACCGGAAACGGUUCAAGAACAAGCGAAGAAGAAACGACGCCGAAAUUGAAGAAGGUACUAAAGGUGCAUGAUACAAUAACACAAAAGGUGCAUAAGAUGCCCUCGAAAUUACUAAAAGUGGAGGAAAUGGUUAAAAAUGGCAGCAAAACUAGUUUAGACAGUCAAGCACGUGUUAAAAAAGUUACUAUAGACGAAUGCAAUACUCAUUGCAUUGUGGAAAAUAUGAAGGAUGUGGGAGGGAAAGACUUUGGAACUGAUGAUGAUGAAUCGGAUAGUAAAGAACCCAUUCAGGGUCAAAGUGGUAGUAAACCGAUUCCUCUUAUAAAUGUAAGCAACAUUUUGGACACUGAAGAUGAUGCCGUUUCGUCACCCGAGAUUCGUCCGAAAUUCAUGCAAUUCCCUGCCAACGAAUGGAAUAGCGUCACAACAAACAGCGACAGUUCCGGGGUAACCGAUUCGGAGGAUACCGAUGAUAUGCAUAGCGCAAUGGAAGAACUGGAACCAAGCGGCAUUUUAAACACGCCAUCUGUAAAAGUAAGUUGUAUAGUAUGGGAAAGAGGAGAGAUAAAAAAGGCAGACCUUUCAAUGCUAGACAUAAGCUCUACAAUUAUAGGAAGAGUGGACGCGAUGCCUGAAGGAAUGGAUUAUUUUUAUGUCGGUAUGGUGAUAGCAGCUACUUUGGCACUUUUACCGAUUAUUUGUCUGCUUUGUAAUUGCAAUAAUAAUGACUUAACCAACAUGCAUCAUCCAGUGUCGGAUAUAAUAAAAAAUAUAUCCAGCCAUAUGAUUAGCAAUAAUGCUUUUGAGAAUUAUAUUCAGGGCGGUAUAGAAACUUUGGAUAAUAUGUUGAUGGUUCUGUUUGGAAUUUCUGCCCAUGAACGAAUUAUAUUUUUUAUCGUUCUUUUUCAACGUUGGAUUUUGGCCUCAAUGAUAUUCUUCUUACUUUCUGUGGCCGAAAGAACCUUCAAUCAAAGGUUACACUACGCGAAAAUGUUCUCUCAGCUAACGUCAUCGCGUAUGGCAAAAAAAUCAGAUUUACCUCAUUUUCGCCUGAACAAAGUGCGAAACAUAAAAACAUGGCUGUCGGUGCGUUCCUAUUUGAAGAAGAGGGGGCCGCAAAGAUCCGUCGACGUGAUUGUAUCCACUUCUUUUGUGGUUUGUUUGCUUCUUUUGACGUUCCUGUGUUUUGAGCUGCUAAAGGAAACUAUAAAUCUUUCCCAAUAUUAUAUGGAAGCAUUAAUAUGGUGCUUAGGCUUGGGAAUAUUCUUGUUAAGAUUUAUGACUCUAGGUACAAAAAUUAAUAAGAAAUACAGAAAUCUGUCUGUUUUAAUCACAGAACAAAUAAACUUGCACUUGAAAAUAGAACAAAAACCUCACAAGAAGGAAGAAUUAAAUGUAGCUAACAACGUUCUAAAAUUAGCUAUAGAUUUACUUAAGGAGCUGGAUAGUCCAUUUAAAAUAUCUGGUUUAUCAGCUAAUCCAAUAUUGUACAACGUAACAAAGCUUAUCAUCCUAUCGGCUUUGUCAGGUGUCCUUUCUGAAAUGCUGGGCUUUAAAUUAAAACUUCACAAAAUUAAGUUAAAAUAAUUGCAAUUAAUAAGUGAUAUUAGGUUGUAGAAACUUAUUGUGAUUCUAAUAGUUUACAUUUUGUUACUUUAAAUGUUACUAUAACAGUGAGCAAAGACGUUAUAUUUUGUGACUACUUUGAUGACUAUUUAUUGAUCUGAUUUACAUAUGU
Messenger RNA from Brassicogethes aeneus, 2498 nucleotides. Lineage: Eukaryota; Metazoa; Arthropoda; Insecta; Coleoptera; Nitidulidae. The record is from the annotation of a GenBank genome assembly.